AUGUUUGUUAAUUUGACAGCUGGAGCAUUGUUUUAUGCAUCUGGUAAAGUCGUGCAUGGUUUUGGAAGAGGAUCAAAACAACUAGGAAUUCCAACUGCAAAUCUUGAAGAAUCUAUUGUUAGUGAAAUACCAGACUCAACUAAAAAUGGUAUUUACUUUGGAUGGGCUAAGUUGAGCAACACUCCAGUGUAUAAAAUGGUGAUGAGUAUUGGAUGGAAUCCUUAUUUUAAAAAUAUCAAGCGUUCUGUGGAAGUCCAUAUACUCCAUAUAUUUGAGGAGAAUUUCUAUGGUGACACAAUUGAAGUAAUUGCUCUUAAGUACUUCAGACCUGAAUAUGACUUUCCAAGCAUUGCGGAUUUAAUUAAACAAAUACAUACAGAUAUAUCUGAAGCUAAUUUAUUCCUUGAUAAAUCAGAAGCUUCAUUCUGGAGUAAACAUGAUUU
Schistosoma margrebowiei is the source of this 443-nucleotide messenger RNA. NCBI's taxonomy places the organism in Eukaryota, Metazoa, Platyhelminthes, Trematoda, Strigeidida, Schistosomatidae. The record is from the annotation of a GenBank genome assembly.